Zychaea mexicana is the source of this 1285-nucleotide messenger RNA. RefSeq lists its product as uncharacterized. Gene Ontology annotation, molecular function: (3R)-hydroxyacyl-[acyl-carrier-protein] dehydratase activity. Gene Ontology annotation, cellular component: mitochondrion. The transcript has 3 exons. Bases 179 to 1108 code for a protein of 309 amino acids. Lineage: Eukaryota; Fungi; Mucoromycota; Mucoromycetes; Mucorales; Lichtheimiaceae. The record is from RefSeq and is a predicted model, not a curated record.
CACUAUUUCAACUGACCAAUAAAAAAAAGUCACUAUCUAUUUGUUACUUUAUACCAAUGAAUGGCAUGCGACGAUUCAACCUCAUUCCAAUUGCCUUUAAAGUAAUAAUUCAACGCGCCAGAUAAUUAUCUUUCUUUGCAAAAAACUAACGUCAAAUAAAAAGACACAAUGGCGUCGAAUGUACAGCGGCCAGGUGGAAAGCAACACGAAGCAAAUAAUGAGCGAAUGGCGAGCACGUGCCAUGCAGGAACGCACCGAAACCUUGGACACCAUUACUGCCUCUCCACUCAAUUUACUAGCCAACACACUCGACGACAGAACACUUGGAUACAUGGACCAUGUCGUUCCGGAAAAGGGCAUGAUCGUCCCGGCAACGUACCACCAUGUCUAUUUCCCACCGCGAACACCUGAGCAUAAACUUGCCAGUGACGGAUAUGAAACCAAUUUCCAUCCACCGUACCCGUUCGAUCAGCGCAUGUGGGCUGGUGCCGAGUUGACGUUUGACUUGCGAAAUCCUUUACGUGUGGGCGACGAAGCCGAAAUGGUGACCAAAGUGAAUCGCAUCGAGCACAAAGAGGGCGGUCGUUUGGGUGAUUCCGUGAUGGUGUGGUUGGAUAAGGAUAUCUAUAACCAGAAAGGAUGGUCAAUGCGUGAACAGCGAUGUUUGGUAUACGCGACGUCUCAACAUAAAAAAACUGGAUUAUCAUCUUCACGACGUUCCAUUCAAAUGAAGAAAGCUCCUGAUUUUUUCAAGAUCAUACAUCCUACGUCUAUUCUCUUAUUUCGAUAUUCCGCGCUGACGUUUAACUCACACAAGAUUCACUACGAUCAAGACUACGCAAAGAAUGUUGAAAAGCAUCCGAAUUGUUUAGUUCAUGGUCCCUUGUCGAGUACUUUACUUAUCUCAGCUCUACGGACUUACUACAACAGCAAGUUUGGAGAGGGGGAUAUCGCGCUGGAAUCGUUCCAGUAUCGAUGCCUUGCUCCGCUUUAUGUGGAUCAGCCAUUGACUGUAUGUGGACGACAUACUGGUUUAGGAACUUUUGAGCUUUGGAUCAAUGAUCACCAUGAUAAUUUGGCUGUCAAGGGAACUGCCAAGGUCGAAUGAUACGUAGAUAAUAAAGAUUAGACUUUCCAACGCAAUGACGCUUACUGUUGUCAUAAUCAUGUAAAUUGGAAAUGUACAGUAUCCAUUGUAUAUCAAACACUAUCCGAGAGAGAUCGAAUCUCACAUUACAACGCAUACACGCAGAUUAUCAGCCACCUUUAAGAAAAAUAUAAACAG